UCGUUUCAACAUUCAUUAUUUUCGUUUGUGAACGGCUCGGUGAAUGGUAAUGCGGCUUUUCUAAAUACUAAUUUCCGUUUAUUCAAUUGUUUGCUGCUGCGUUUAUAGAAAAUGAAAGCUAGAGUUAAAAAUUGUGUUCUAAAUUAAUACAAGAGAAUUGUGAAUUUGCUGGUCGAACUUACAAUGCUACAUUAGUGAAAGAUGGACUAAAAAUCUCUGUUCUUUCGAAUUGACGCUUAGUUACGAAGAUUUUUUUGUGAAAUGUGAUGUAUUGGAAGUAAUACUAAGGAUUUCUAAGCUCUGUGUGAGCUGCAGUCAUGGCGAGCGACGAGUCCAGCGUGCGGGUGGCUGUAAGGAUCAGGCCCCAGACCCCCGCCGAGGUCCUCGAAGGCUGCGGGAUAUGCGCGCGCGCAGGUGGCGCCGCCGGCGAGGGUGGCGUAGCCCUGGGCACCGAGCGCGCCUUCUCCUUCGACUACGCUUUCGACCCUGGCGUCUGCCAGGAGGAGGUGUAUGAGACCUGCGUCAAGAAGCUGGUGGAAGCUACCUUGGAUGGAUACAACGCCACAGUACUCGCUUAUGGACAGACUGGCUCCGGCAAGACUUACACGAUGGGCAGCGGUUGGGAAGGAGAAGGUGACGGAGACGAAGAGAGACGCGGCAUCAUCCCCCGCGCCAUCAGACAUCUGUUCUCCGGCGCGGAGCAGAGGGCGGAGAUGGCCAGGUCGCAGGGGCAGCUGCCGCCGGAGCUGUCGGUGCAGGCGCAGUUCAUCGAACUGUACAAUGAGGAUAUUGUUGACCUGCUCGACCCUGCCAAGGAUCCCUUCUCGAAGGGCGCUCUCAGGAUAACAGAGGACGGUUGCGGAGGAGUGCGAGUAGUGGGUGCUUCGACGCGGACAGUGAGGGGCGUCGGGGACGCCCUGGGAGCCCUGCGCGCCGGCGCCCUGGCGCGCACCACGGCCGCUACCAAUAUGAACUCCUCGUCCUCCAGAUCACACGCAGUAUUCACCCUCAUGAUGAGAAUGCGUCGCCUCGCAGCAGACCAGGAGAUGGCGGAGCCCCAGCCGGAGGGCGAAGCGCCCGAGCAGUACGAGAUCCUCACCGCCAAGUUCCAUUUCGUAGACUUGGCCGGCUCCGAGCGUCUCAAAAGAACAGGUGCAACCGGCGAACGAGCGCGCGAGGGCAUAUCCAUCAACUGCGGUCUGCUGGCUCUCGGCAAUGUUAUAUCAGCGCUGGGAGACAAAUCCCGGAAAGUCCUCCACGUGCCGUACAGGGACUCUAAACUAACUAGACUCCUUCAGGACUCCUUGGGAGGUAACAGCAACACGGUGAUGAUAGCGUGCGUCUCCCCCAGCGACCGAGAUUUCAUGGAAACUCUAAAUACGUUGAAGUACGCGAACCGAGCGAGAAACAUAAAGAACAGGUGUAUUGUCAACCAAGAUCUGACGUCACAGACCAUCAGAGUGUUGAGGCAGGAAGUUGCUAAACUGCAGCUGGAAUUAGCAGAGUUCAAGCAGGGCAAGCGUGUGAUAUCUGAGAAUGGCGAAGAGGGCUGGAGCGAUGUUGUACAAGAAAAUGCUAUUCUGACGGGAGAAGUGGAGUCUCUCAGAAGAAGGGUCAAGGCUAUGCAGGGCACAAUCGACCAACUCUCGGCUCGAAAUAGUGAACUCUUAGCUGAGAAAGCGCUGAACAACUGGGCCCCCAAAGAUGGCAGUCCCGACACUGCUGAUUGUUCCCUUACUACCUUAGUACAGGGCUAUGUGAGUGAAAUAGAAGAACUGCGUGCGCAACUGAUGGAAGCGACUGCUUUAUACGAAGGCAGUCGGAAACGAGAAGCUUUGGCCGCUCGGGCCAGGCACGACUCCAUGGCCAACGACCCCUCUGCAGUGCUGGACGAUGCCAAGCGCGAGUUGUACAAGGAGAAAGAACUUCUAGCGCGCAGUAUGGGUGAACUAGAAUUCCAACGGAAACUAAACAUGAGCGAUAGCAUGACUACCAGUACUAUAGGAGAGAGGGAGAGGGCAGAAGGGGAAAGUGCGGAAGAUUCCGAGCCUGAGGACUCAGACUCCACCGAUUCUACUGAUGAUGAAGAGGCCACAGGUCAACGCGCGUUAUCAGCACAACUGGCAGCCCUAAGCGAAGAGAUCGAUACCAAAGCGCGUCUUAUCGAACAGUUAGAAGCUUCUCAACGACGGUUGGCAGCCCUGCGGCAACACUACGAGCAGAGAUUGGACACCCUCCACCAUCAGAUUAAGGCCACUAAUGAUGAGAAGGACAAAGUUUUAGCUUCUCUGACGAGCCAAUCAUCUCAGCCCAGUGAGAAACUCAAACGCGUUAAGGACGAGUACGAGCGGCGAGUGUCGGCGAUGUCGCGCGAACUGAAGCGGCUCCAAGCGGCGCAGCGCGAGAACACGCGGCUGCAGCGCUCGCAGCAGCUCACCGUGCAGCAGCUGCAGGCGCUGCGGGCCGAGCUGCAGAACAUGAAGCGGGACAAAGUUAAAUUAGUGCAAAAAAUGCGUGCUGAAGCGAAACGUCACGCUCAAGCCGAAGCUGCUAGGGCUAAAGAGGUGGCACAACUUCGCAAGGAAUCUAGGAAAAAUGCGAACAUCAUCAAGUCGCUGGAAGCUGAAACUAGACUUAAAGAACAGGUAUUACGUCGUAAACAAGAGGAGGUAUCGUUACUCAGAAGAGGUCAUCGUGACAAGUUGAGUAUUAGAGCAGCUGGACGUUUACAUGACCGUAACCGGCGCAACAGCCGCAACUUCCGCGAGGCGUGGAACAAGCUGGAGUGCUGGGUGUCGCGGUCGUGCGCGGCGCGCUGCACGCUGGGCGAGCUGGAGGCCGCGCUGGAGCGCCAGCUGCGACAGCGCGACCGCGCCGCGCGCGCCCUCGCCUCCGCCGCCUCCGCCGCCGCCGCCCCAGACCCCGACGCAUGUCUGCAUUUGGACUAUCUCAGAAGCGCCAUUGCGGACACUCAAGCGCAGAUCAUGCAGAUUGAGGAAGAGAACGAAGAGAGCGAAUUACCGCGAUUAUUAGAACACGUGGACACAACAGAAGCCGGGAGAUACGCACUGGAGAGGAUGGCGGCACUGACCUUGCAGCACGCGCAAGACGCCGCCAGACAUCUCAAGCUGUUACAUGACACCAGGGCUCAACUCAAAGAGAUGGAGGAGAGCACGGAGCGCGCAGCGAGCGCACUGCGCGCGGCGGACUCGCAGAGCCCGGGCGCGUGGGGCGUGUCCGCGCACGCGCUCGGCGCGCUGCUCGCGCACGUGUCCUCCGGCACCUCCACCCGCUGCGUGUCCCCCACCGACAGCUCGUUAUUGGACAGACUGCCGCCAAAUGGCGUGAGAGAAGUGAACACUGCACCUACUUCCCCGCCAGAUGACAUCGUCAACUCACCAUUCCAACGAAACACUGUCCGGCGCGGGUCCGUGCGCCUCCGCGAUUUAGGCGUGUUGCCCUCCGACGAGGACCCCAUGACGCAGUCGCUGAUGGAGCCCUCCUCCCCGCGUCCCGCGCCCCUCAGCCGCGUGCCCUCCGCGCCCGGCAGCCUCAGAGGCCUCCAGCCGCUGGGGCUGGCGUCGCCGCUGACGCCGCGUCGCGCGGCGCCCGCCAGCCCGCGGCCCGCGCGCCGCCAGCUCAGCGGCAGCAAACCCGCGCCCGCUUCCUUAGAGGCGAGUGGUGUAGUGGCGGGGACUCCCCCCGCGUCCCCGGGCGCUAUGCGACGCGCGAGAGAUGAUGACGUCUUCCUGAGGCUGGCUGGCGCCGCGCACGAGAACUCCCCGCAGGGGACCGUCAAGGAAAUGGCCGCUAAGCGAGCCGGGUGCGGCAGCGGCGUGUGGCUGCAGUGUACGCACGUGGCGGAGGGCCACGCAGGCGCGGCGUUGUCGCUGGCCGCCACUUCACACAUGUUGUACAGCGGCGGAGUCGAUCGUACAGUCCGAGGUUGGGAUCUAUCAGCGGGUCGCGAAGUGUGGCGCGGGUGGUGUGGUGGAGCUGUGUCUGCGCUGGCGGCCGGGGGGGUCGGGACUUCUGACCCGGAAGACGGACGACUUCUACUGGCGGCCGCGGGAGGGGCCGUACGCCUGUUCGACACCAGGACCAGAGCUCCGCUGACCACUUUAUGGUCUUCAGGCGCCACAGGGGCGUGCCCGGCCAGCCGCGGGGCGGGGGGCGAGGUGGCGGUCACUGCACUCGCCCUCGCCUCCCCCCCGCACCGCUUGUUCACCGCCGCCGGGGACAAGCUGAGACUGUGGGAUUUGAGAAUGUUAGAAUGUGUGUGUAAAGUGUGGUCGGGGCACGCGGCAGCUGUGAUGUGCCUGGCCCUGGGCCAAGCGGGCGCCGGCGACCUGGUGGUCACUGGCUCCAAGGACCACUACGUCAGGACACUGGAUCUGCAUACCUUAGACACAGGUGGGUGCGAGGCGAGCGGGCGACGGCUGCUGGAGCCGCCGCACUACGACGGCGUGCAGGCGCUGGCGCUGGCCGGCGACGUGCUGUACAGCGCCUCGCGCGACACCAGCAUCAAGCGCUGGGGGCUGCGGGACUACACGCUGACACACACUGCGAUGAACGCACACAAAGGCUGGGUGACGGGCGUGUGCGCCGUGGGAGCGCCCCCGGGCGCCCCCGCGCCCCCGGGCGCCCCCGCGCUGGCCUCGUGCGGCCGCGACGGCACCCUGCGCGUGUGGAGCGCCGCCCUCCGCCCGCUGGCCACCGCGCCCAUGACCGAUGCUGCGCAUGCGCUCAAGUCGCACCCCGAUCCUAGGAGAAUGACGCUGUACACUGCCGGAAACGGCGGCGAUGUGCGCGCGUGGCGGCUCGUCCGCGACCAGUGAGCUCAGCGAUGGCCGCAUCAAAUGUUACGUGCUACGCUCAGGCAGAUGACAAUCACCUGCGGGCGUGACGUCACCGCCGGCGCGGAUACCGCGCGUCAGCUCGGGAACGCCGCUUGCGUCACGCAUCAACUCGGGAACGCCGCUAGCUUCAAGCAUCAGCCCGGGGACGAUGUCAAGACUCAUAACGACGCGCGACGCGACGCCACGCAACCGCAGAGCUUGGAGGUGACAGUAUUGUCGCUCUAAAUAUGAUUCAAAUGAAAGGGACGCACGAUUUUGUGUAUUUGGAAGACGUGUUUUUGUGCGUAGGUGGAUUUAGAAGGUGGUAUAGUUAAAAUAGAAAUUGUGCAGCAAUUUUUGGCAAUUUCAUAAAUCAACUAACUAAAUACUUCUUUGAAUGGGUUUGUUAUAAUUAGGUAGUUGUUCUAAAUUUACCUAAAAUUCUGGAAUAUUUGUCAGGUGUUUGCCAUCCAAAAGACAUCACGAUAAGCUCAAAUAGUCGAUUACCUACCGUCCCAGUUAUUCAUAAUAAUAAGGGCCUUUAGGACCAAAAAGACACUAAUUUUAUUAGGUGAUCUUAAAAAUAGUGUGAUAGCAUUUUCUAAAACAUUUUAAUGAAUUAAUUGACUAGUUAUCAAACUGAUCUAAUGAGAUGCAUGAAAUGAAAAAUUACUUUUUUUUAAUGUCGAAAGAUAUUUUCAUAAUAAAAAAUAUUACUACAGUGAAAUGGAGAAAACGCCAUUAUACAGGGUUUCUGGUUGGUAUCAAACGCAAAAACAAGCAACUUUGAUUCUACGACUUUUCGUGAUUCGUAUUUUUUUUUCAUAUAAAAAAUACAAUCUAAUUUGCGAUUAUACACAUCUUAACUUUAUGUAAUAGUCAAGCAACACGAGACAGUACAGUAGCGUUAUGUAGCAUAAUCGAACAUGAAUCUAACGUUUUAUAGAAACGACAUUAGAACUAAAAAAAUGAUUUUUUUGUAUUGGUAUGUUAGUCUCUUACGCUUACGCACAACCUUCCAAAGGCUCAUAAGGUAUUCGCCUUUGGAAGGUUAUGCGUUAGAUACAGUAACCCUGUAUAAUACACAACAAAAAGACUACAUAAAGCAAUUCCUUGUAUCAAUUUUAAUAAGUAGACUGGACAUUCUUAUGGCCUAAAAUAUAAGUUAACUAUUAGCUAUUAGUGUAUCGUAGUGCAUAGAAGUAGUAACGUUAGUUAAGCAUUAAUCUUGAUGUAAUCAUGAUCACAAGUAUACUGCUAGUUCACAACAAUGGCCUUCAUAAAGAUAAUAAGUUAUGUUUCCAAAUGGAAUACAUAGGCGUAGAUAGGUAUCUUAUAAAAGAACCAUUAAAAAUUGUAUUUUGCUUGGUUUGUUAUUUUUUAUUUCAUUAUUAGUAAAGAUAUAACAUGACUCAUACCUCUCAUGUUUAUAUGUAUAUCAUAAUUUCUUUUUAUAUGAAUAUGUAAAUUAAUAUUUUAAAGCCAAUGCAUUUUGCCAAAUUCUCCGCACAAGUAUUAUAUUAACUUCAAACGAAAUACGAAGUUAUAAUGUUUCUAAGGAAAAUAUUAUUUAAAUUAAACUUAUUUAAGGCAUGUAUUUGCAAUUAUUGUAUUCCUCUAUUUAAUUAAAAUUUUAAUAUGUCCUAGAUUAGAACAUCAAUUGUAUGUAUCUGUGAUUAGGGAUUUAGAUAUUUUAAUACAUUCCUACGCUACGGGUGUGACGUAUUCAGCGUCUAGCGUUGAGUAUUACUUUUUAUACACUCAUAUACUAGAAGACAUAGAUCGAUUAUCGAAUUUAUUAUUUUCGUCAAAUAUCAAUGACGUUUAUGUGAAAAUAUAUUUGAUUUCAGUAUUUUUUUUUUAUUUAUACUCAAUACUUAGAGAUUUUUUUGUUUAGUAUUUUAAUUGUAAGAAAAUAUUUUUUAAAAGCGUCCCAUGUCGUCAUUAAAGUAAACAUUAGAGUUUGGAAAUUGAUCUCUCCUAGUUUCCCUGUAGCUGCAGAGUUGAGGCUAUGAGUAUGCUAGCUUUAUUAAAGGAUAUAUUCGUGUUGUUACUAAUAUAUGUAUAUAAUGUUAUGCUUGGCCUCUGAAACAAAGCUAUGUUUUUAUAUUUUAUUCACAUCGCUAGUAGCUAGUCAUUUUUGCUGCUGGUGGAUUAGUGUCGAGUGGUUUUUUUUUAAGAUUUAGCUCAAUAUAUUUGCGUAUAGCUAGAUCAAAUAAAGAACAAAUUAAAACUUGCGCAGUGUACAAUCAGAUCCUUUAUUAGCAAGAGGGAGAUAUACGCCCUUAGUAUCGUAUAUAUAUAGGGUCAUAGAUAAUUUUGUGUUACCUACUUUACAUCUAUAUUUUUGAUAUAUCUGUAAAUUUAAUUUAUCGAUGAGGAUAAUUUUUGUCUCUUGAAGUUAUUUUCUUGCAAGUAGUAUUACAUGAAACGAAGUUAUAGAGUUAGUAAGUAGCUCUUUAAUUGAAAUUACUUGGUUGUAGAAGAUUGGAUUGCGUAUUAUUUGCAGCUGUAUUUUUAUGAAUACCAUUUUUAUAUUUAGAUUUAAUAUUUAGUUCGAUUUUUUUUAUUGUAUGUAAUUAUUUUUUUAUUUGUAAUAAUUUCAUGAUUUUAUAUACCUAUGUAUCUAAAUGUAACUCAAUUGGUAACGAUUUUAUUUAGAAUUAUAUAAUUUUUCAACAUAUUUUAUACCUAAUGGAUUUUACCCUAAAAGCCGAAAAUGUUAAAAUAAAAGCAUAAUUUAAUUUA
Plodia interpunctella (Indianmeal moth) is the source of this 7586-nucleotide messenger RNA. RefSeq names its product kinesin-like protein KIF21A (gene Klp31E). Gene Ontology annotation, cellular component: microtubule associated complex. The record is from RefSeq and is a predicted model, not a curated record. Lineage: Eukaryota; Metazoa; Arthropoda; Insecta; Lepidoptera; Pyralidae. The coding region runs from base 318 to 4838 and encodes 1506 amino acids. The transcript is spliced from 32 exons. Gene Ontology annotation, molecular function: microtubule binding; microtubule motor activity; ATP binding. Gene Ontology annotation, biological process: microtubule-based movement; mitotic spindle organization; spindle elongation.